AUGGACAUGGAUCAGAAGCCAUUUGUCGAUUAUGGCAGCUAUUGCUACCCUACUGCUCAGGAUUUCUCGGCUCGAUCCCAAGUUUCACCAUAUUUCUAUAAUUUCUCUACCAGUACCGCUUCAACGAUGUAUUCACAACAGCCUGCUCAUUUCAUGUAUCCACAAGCAGCUGCCAGUUCACCGGAAGAUCAAAUGACGACGAAAAUUAUCGAAGGCGGUGAGGUGAAGAUUAAUGGCAAGGGCAAGAAGGUCCGAAAACCACGCACUAUCUACUCUAGUCAGCAAUUACAAACGCUUCAAAAGCGAUUCACCAAAACGCAAUAUUUGGCCCUACCGGAUCGAGCUUCCCUGGCUGCUGAGCUCGGCCUCACUCAAACCCAGGUGAGCUACAGCUCUUUCAUCAGUUAUCUUUCCUUAGCUAUCUAUGCGAUUUCGACAUUUAUCGAUUCUUACAAAUUGCCUGCCAUUCCUGACGGUCUCAGUGUGGUUACUGUAGUAACUUGA
Cooperia oncophora is the source of this 504-nucleotide messenger RNA. NCBI's taxonomy places the organism in Eukaryota, Metazoa, Nematoda, Chromadorea, Rhabditida, Trichostrongylidae. The record is from the annotation of a GenBank genome assembly.